Molecule: messenger RNA, 900 nt
Organism: Pseudogymnoascus destructans
Lineage: Eukaryota; Fungi; Ascomycota; Leotiomycetes; Thelebolales; Thelebolaceae
Gene: VMA3
Product: H(+)-transporting V0 sector ATPase subunit c
Exons: 5
Coding region: 133-618 (161 amino acids)
Biological process (GO): proton transmembrane transport
Cellular component (GO): proton-transporting V-type ATPase, V0 domain
Molecular function (GO): proton-transporting ATPase activity, rotational mechanism
Source: RefSeq, a predicted model, not a curated record
AACAUCGUCACGACAGAGAUAGCCAGCUAUAGCUCAAUCGAAACCAUCGCAUACCCGCAUUCCUUUUAUCUCGAGCUCCAUUGACCUUUUUGGCAACCAAAGAUCCAAAGGAUAUCCUCAUAAACCCUCGAAAUGGCCACUGAACUUUGCCCCGUCUACGCUCCGUUCUUCGGAGCGAUGGGCUGCACAUCUGCCAUCGUGUUCACCUGCUUUGGCGCAGCGUACGGAACCGCAAAGUCCGGUGUCGGAAUUUCCGCCAUGGGUGUCCUCCGCCCAGAUCUGAUCGUCAAGAACAUUGUGCCCGUCAUUAUGGCUGGUAUCAUUGGUAUAUACGGUCUGGUCGUCUCAGUCCUGAUCUCCGAUGGACUGGUUCAGCAAAUGCCCCUGUUCACCGGGUUCAUCCAGCUUGGUGCCGGUCUUAGUGUUGGUCUGUCCGGUCUCGCGGCCGGUUUUGCGAUUGGUAUUGUCGGAGAUGCGGGUGUUAGAGGAACUGCACAGCAGCCAAGGCUCUUCGUGGGGAUGAUUCUUAUCCUCAUUUUCGCCGAAGUCUUAGGUCUUUACGGUCUUAUUGUUGCCCUCCUAAUGAACUCGAAGGCCACUUUGGACGCCACUUGUUAAAGAGUCCAGUUUCGUGAAGUCGAUCUAGCGGAGUGCCAAUUAGCCAAACCGUGCCAUGCACGCAUUCUCCGCGAACAGGGUUAAUAAGAUGGCUGGUUUGGGAUAUAUAGGGUGAACGAUGGGGGUAUCUGGAGACGGGGGAGCGGAGCGACCUCGUUGUUAACAACAUGUGUAUGUACUGCUGCAUUUUUUCCUGUUUUUGGCGUUACGUUCCACAUAGAAGGAGCUGGUAGUAGCCUUUCAGGUUGUGUAUGGUACUUAGUCUACUUGUUUUAUGCGCAU